Messenger RNA from Tripterygium wilfordii, 756 nucleotides. Its product is annotated as ABC transporter G family member 1-like. Lineage: Eukaryota; Viridiplantae; Streptophyta; Magnoliopsida; Celastrales; Celastraceae. The record is from RefSeq and is a predicted model, not a curated record. The coding region runs from base 1 to 756 and encodes 251 amino acids. Gene Ontology annotation, molecular function: ABC-type transporter activity. The transcript has 6 exons. Gene Ontology annotation, cellular component: membrane.
AUGGCUUCUUAUGAGCAUUAUCCAACAUCUGAACCAGCCAACCUAGAAAUUGAGUCUACCUUACAAGUAGAAACCAUUAAUUAUCCAUUGCCUGCGAUUACAAAUCCAAAUAAGGAGGAUGCCUUUUUGACAUGGACGGACUUGUGGGUGAAGUCUACACUUCUUGAUGCACUGGCAGGGUUGUCUCAACUUCAUAUGCUCACUAGGCGAUCUUUUGUGAAUAUGAAUCGCGAUCUAGGCUACUAUUGGCUGCGUUUUGUUAUCUAUAUUGGGUUGGAUGUUGGUCUUGGAAUUAUUUUUUACAAUUUAGGCUCUAGCUAUGGUUCAAUUCGGGCUAGAGGUUCAUUUCUAAUGUUUACGUCUUCGCUCCUGACAUUCAUGAUCAACGGUGGAUUCCCUUCCUUUGUGGAGGACAUGAAAGUAUUUCUACAAGAAAGGCUAAAUGGGCACUAUGGAGUCACUGCAUUUGUAGUUGGCAAUACAAUACCAUCCUCGCCUUACUUGAUCGUCAUAUCCGCGAUGCCCGGCGCGAUAGCAAGCAUAGUCUUCAACUUCCUAAUGGGGAUUAUAGCAGGAGCUGGUAUUCAAGGACUCAUGAUAUUCACCGGUGGGUUUUUCCGGCUGCCGGAUGAUCUCCCCGAGCCAAUUUGGAAGUACCCUUUAUUCUACAUUUCAUUCCACAAGUAUGCCUACCAAGGAUUAUUCAAAAAUGAGUUUGAAGGGCUAGAAUUUCCUGGUAAUAAUCAAGCAGGAUAA